Molecule: messenger RNA, 3400 nt
Organism: Rattus norvegicus (Norway rat)
Lineage: Eukaryota; Metazoa; Chordata; Mammalia; Rodentia; Muridae
Gene: Snap29
Product: synaptosome associated protein 29
Exons: 5
Coding region: 78-851 (257 amino acids)
Cellular component (GO): autophagosome membrane; cytoplasm; Golgi membrane
Source: RefSeq, marked provisional
CGCCGGCCGGCGCUGGGCUACCGACUCCUCGCUCAGCUGCCCUUCCUGCUUCCAAGGUUCAGGCCGUCGCCGGCACCAUGUCUGGCUAUCCUAAAAGCUAUAAUCCUUUCGACGAUGAUGUGGAAGACGAGGACACCCGGCCGGCGCCGUGGAAGGACGCCCGCGACCUGCCCGACGGCCCCGACGCGCCUAUUGACAGGCAGCAGUACCUGAGACAAGAGGUGUUACGCAGGGCCGAGGCUACUGCUGCCAGCACCAGCAGGUCCUUGUCCCUCAUGUAUGAAUCGGAGAAGAUCGGAGUCGCCUCUUCAGAGGAGCUGGUCCGGCAGCGAGGAGUCCUAGAACACACGGAGAAGAUGGUGGACAAGAUGGAUCAGGACUUGAAGAUGAGCCAGAAACAUAUCAACAGCAUCAAGAGUGUGUUUGGAGGAUUCAUCAACUACUUCAAAUCCAAACCAGUAGAGCCUCCACCUGAGCAGAAUGGCAGCAUCGUCCCCCAGCCCAGCAGCAGAUUGAAAGAAGCCAUAAAUACAAGUAAAGAUCAGGAAAGCAAGUACCAAGCCAGCCACCCAAACCUCAGAAGGCUACAUGAUGCAGAACUAGACUCUGUCCCUGCUUCUACUGUGAAUACUGAGGUUUACCCAAAGAACUCAAGCCUUAGAGCUUAUCACCAGAAGAUUGACAGCAACCUAGAUGAGCUGUCUGUGGGAUUGGGCCGCCUAAAGGACAUAGCCUUAGGAAUGCAGACGGAAAUCGAGGAGCAGGAUGACAUCCUUGACCGGCUAACAACCAAAGUGGACAAGUUAGAUGUCAAUAUAAAAAGCACAGAAAAAAAGGUGCGGCAACUCUAGAGACACGAAGACGCUCUGCUCCGUCCUGAUGAGAAGAGUCAUAAUCCGUUAAACUCUUAUGGAUGUCACUUAGUAUGUAAUGUAACACGUUUUCAAAUGUGGGUCUUUGAAAUUUUAGUAUCAAUGGGGAAAAAAUGUAUCUUCCACAUUUUGGUAAGAUCAACAAAGUUCUGUGAGCUGUCUGCUGAGUUUUAGUCUAAGCAGAGAAUUAUGAACACCUUGAGCCUUUGGUUACUGUGCUGGAAGGAGAGAAGGCACUGCGUUUCUAAUUUCACGAGUGUCUGCAGAGCUGUGGGCAGAGUGUUGGUAAGCACUGCCUUUCACUUACCCAUUAGUUAUGUUUCUCACUCUGAGGCCUUACUGUGAAUUCAGAUGUGAAGGGACCCUGGGUUUGUGGCAGAAGGAAGGGUCCCUCCACAUCUUCAUAUGUCAAGUCUUGUGGACAUGCCUGCACACAAACUGAGCACAUGGUAGCUCUCUCCCCAUGAAAAGGAUCCAUGUUCUGUACAGAACUGAAAUGUGUUGCCUUCAUUGUCCCAACCCCCAUCUUCUGUUCUCGUCCUGCACUUUAGCAGAAGGACUCAGAGCAGGAUUGCUAGACAUGACACCUGGGAGGGAGCGUGUGAGAACAGACGUGCCCUUCUUCCCACCGGUUCUCACCUCACUCUUUCCAUCUCUGGUGGGGACUUUCUCCACCGGCUCAAAGCCAACUUGUCGGUUGGUUUGUGUGCAUGGAGUAUUACUUAAAAACCUCGACACUGAGCCCUGUGCCUCUGGGAAUAGAACCAAAGGCCGUGUUUAUUUGGUGCCUGGAGUCUCCUCAUCCAUCCCAGAGACCCACGCAGUCUCCAUUUCUACAAAGUGCUCCACCUAGUUUUAGGACUUAGACCCCACAAAUGAUGCUCACCUCUGUCUGUCAGAUGAUUGGACCAAGAGGCCGGAGACUCUCUUAGCUAGCUAGUGUUUGCUCCCUUCAGUUUCCAAAAGAAAAUAUUUAGAAGCAUUAAUUAAAACUGAUUCCUGCAAGAAAUUUCCCUUGUGUUGGUACUGCCAGUAGAGUUACUAAAGCCACGGAACACCUGACUAUAUUAAAAUCAAAGUCACGCAUUUUGAAGAAGGUAAAGGGGACUUUUUAACUAGUAAGAUAUGUCAGAAUCUAAAAUGCCAGUGCCUUCUUGCCUUAAAACAUGGCUCUUGUGCUGCUUGGGGAUCCUUCCUUCAGCAUUUGGAGUCUGUAGUCUUAAAGCAAAGCACGCAGUGGGGCUAGGGGUGCAGCUCAGUGGUCAAUUAUCUACCUUCUCUCCUGGGGCCUGGGGUUGGUCUCCACGGUUGGGGAGAGGAUCAGAAGAUGGGGUAUCAGGACUAUUACUGUUCAUGUAGCAACAUGAACUCACUCUUGUCCCAAAAUAUCCAACCUUCCUGAAAAUACAGCAGCCACAGGCAGAAAGGGCCCAAACGUAAAGAUCUGACUGAAGUGGACCUCUGUGAGUUCCAGGCCAGCCAAGACAAUAUAUUCAGACCUGUCUCAAACAAUGUAGAGAGAGACCAAUCCAUAUGUAUCUCCACUCCUAAUUGUUUAUUGGUGUUUUUUUUUUCUAUGAAACCUUCUCAUGUUCUAAUAACUGUUCCUCUUUAUCACCAUCAGGCAUAGCCUUGUAGAAAUUAACAAUCCCAAGAAAUGAACACACGAGGAUGCCUUCCAUGGGCAUCCUAGUGGGAAUCAGCUGACUGAGGCUAAGGGACAUUUUAUGAACCUUUCUUUGUUUUGCUAAAUGAAUGAAGCCAAUCGCUCCUUUCCCAGUCUUUCUUUACUCCAUGAAUGUGAAACUGUGAAACCGUGUUCCUGUAAACCAUUAGAGGUCCUUGUCCAUUUUGUCCUGUUCCUCAGACUCUGUGGUCCUCUGAAGUUGUCUGUUGGCCUGCUGGAGACUGGCUGGAGCAGGUGCUGCCUUAUAAAGCAGGGUCGUUUGCACAUCACAGACAACAAAGGACUUGGGGAAGCUCCAGAACCAGGUCUGCUGGCUGACACUCUAAUCACAGCACUUAGGCCAAGGUGGAAGGGUGGCUAUGAGUUCCAGGUUCAGGGUAAGAUCUUGUCUCAAGAGAAUCAGUGACUGUGGAUGGUGGGAGAGGAAGGAAAGACUCACUCCUGCUCUCUGGCCUAGCAAGGGUUAGUGCUGGGGAGGUGGCAAGCAUGAGUGGAGUGGACAGACCAGUGAGCUACUUGCCAUGCGAGGUCUGCAAGACAGCCUGAGACACCCCGCCUUCAGAGAGGCGGCAUUUGUAACCUUAGGUUAGCUGUGUGCUACGUGUACCACCAAAACAAGUGCACUGUCCUCCAGAGAAGACUAACAGCUACUGACCUGUAACUCACCAGCAUUGGAGUGACCUCGUCAAUUGGUUUUCCUCGUUCUGUAGGAGAGGCCUGAAGUUCAUUCAUGUAACAAGUAGAACAAAAGAUCAGAGCAUCUUUAUUUCCCCUUCUCUUCUUAUAACUGUGCAAUUUUAAAUGUAUAAUGUAUCACUUCAGUAAAAAAAAAAAAAUUCUA